Molecule: messenger RNA, 1847 nt
Organism: Harpegnathos saltator (Jerdon's jumping ant)
Lineage: Eukaryota; Metazoa; Arthropoda; Insecta; Hymenoptera; Formicidae
Product: cytochrome P450 9e2
Exons: 2
Coding region: 283-1803 (506 amino acids)
Molecular function (GO): iron ion binding; heme binding; monooxygenase activity
Source: RefSeq, a predicted model, not a curated record
ACUUAAAUAAAGUGUGCACGUCGGGCGGAGAGAGGCUGUCCGUUACGAACAGUACGUUGCACUACGAGCGACACGAAUGCAGCCGUGACCGAUCGAGACAGUCGAGACGGACUCAACAGAAUCAACAUCGCGGAAAAGGGGCUUCAACGCUUCGAUAAGAAAUACAUUCACGAUAACGCGCUUUUUUGGAAAGGAAAGGAAGGAUUGAAGAGGAUCAACAGUCACGGCUGAAACGUCGUCACAAGCAUAUCGAGCUGAUACUUGUUGUUCGACAAAAGCAAGAUGGCUGCCGUUUUAUUGAGUAUACUCGCCGUAAUAAUCGUCUUAACGUAUAUUUAUUUAACAAAAAACUCUGGAUAUUGGGAAAAGCGAGGAAUUCCAUGUGCGUCCGGAAUUUUCUCGGGAAUGGCUCGUAUGCUACCGGUAUUGUGCUUGAGGAUUACAUACGCCGAACGUUUCUCUCGGAUGUACAAGAAAAACAAGGAUUUCAGCAUGGUCGGAUUCUAUGAUUUCUUAUCACCGGCGUUGAUGAUCAUCGAGCCGGGACUAGUGAAGACGGUGUUGCAGACUAAUUUUGCGAGCUUCCAACAGAAUUAUCUAAAGAUCGAUCCUAAGCUGGACCCUCUCUCGGUGCAAAAUCCUUUUUUCACGACUGGGGAAAAGUGGAUGACCGGAAGAAAGGGUUUGACUUAUGCAUUUUCGAGCAUGCGAUUGAAGAUACUGCUCGAGAGCGUGAAAUUAGUAUGUGAGGAGUUCGAGGGCUUCUUGGACAAGAAAUUAGGCAAAGCUGGGGAAGUGGAAUUGGAGCUGAAGAGCUUGUUCUCCAGGUACACAGCGCAAGUGGUGGCGAGGGCGGGCUUCGGUGUGGAUGGAUUGUGCUUCGAAGAGCAGGAAAGUAAAUCAUCCUUCAGAAACAUCACGAAGGAUAUCUUCAAACCGUCUACCCGAAAUUCGUUUCUUUUCGAGCUCGUUCUGUUACUCCCCUUUUUGAACAAAAUCUUCAGAAUGAGCUUCAUACCGAAGCACGUCGAUCGUUUCUUCAGAGGGCUGGUCGCGGAUCUCAUGCAGCAGAGGAGAACGGAGAAUGUAAUUAGGAAUGAUUUUUUCCAGUUGAUGAUAGAAUUAGAGCGAAUGGAGAGUGACAAGUUUGACAUAGAGGUGCUAGCGGCUCACGCGAUGUCGUUCGCUCUAGAUGGUUACGAGACUUCCAGCAGCGUUUUGAGCUUCGUCGGCUUCCAAUUAGCGGCGCAUCCAGAAGUGCAGGAGAAGUUACGCGAAGAGGUGACGUCCGUCCUUUCCAGAUACGACGGUGUUCUCACGUACGAAGCAUUGAAGGAAAUGACGUACAUGGAUCAAGUGAUAAACGAGUCACAGAGGUUGACAAGUAUGGCCCAAGUUAUGCUUAAGAUCUGUACGACAAAGUGCGAGCUGAAAGGAUCGGACGGUCUCGUCUGCUUCGUGGAACCUGGGACGAUAAUCAUGAUACCGGUUCAGGCUCUUCAUGAAGAUCCUCAAUUCUGGGAGAAUCCCGAAGUAUUCGAUCCCGAAAGAUUCAGUUCGGACUGGAAACAGAACAUCGAGAGAUUUGCUUUCCUUCCCUUCGGCGAAGGGCCACGGAUCUGCGUUGGAAUGAGGAUGGCUUUAUUGCAAAUGAAAGGAUGCCUGGCUGCACUUUUAAGAAAGUACAGUUUGGAACUUUCACCCAGAACACAGGUGCCCUUGAAGUUGUUGUCCGGAAUGUUCUUACCAACAGCAGAGGGCGGCCUACGGGUGUUUAUUCGUCCAUUUAAUAAUUGUACAUAAUUGUGAGAAUCUUUCUUAUUGCAUUAAAAGUCUACUGAUGUUAC